AUGGCUUCAGCACAACAAAAGAGCUUGAUCAAUACGGCGGCAUGCCUGAUCAUCGGAGACGAAGUGCUUGGGGGAAAGGCAUACUUUGCCAAAUUCUGCUUCUCAUUGGGCAUCAACUUGCGGCGCAUAGAAGUCAUUGCCGACGAUGAAGGCGAGAUUGUCGAAGCUGUGCAACGCAUGUCGAAAAACUACGACAUGGUGGUUACCAGUGGCGGGAUUGGACCGACUCACGACGACAUCACGUACCAGUCGAUAGCCAAGGCGUUUGACCUGCCAUUGAAGCUACAUGACGCGGCUUUUCAGCGGAUGAAGCGCUUGUCCAAGCCCCACAAGUCUCAGCCUGACUUUGACUGGAACGUGGACUCUCCUGCGCGUACAGCAAAGAUGCGCAUGGUGCAACUACCAAUUGACGACGCCGUACCUGACGAAGACCAGGUCGUGUUUGUCAACGAAGCGCUGUGGGUGCCGGUUAGCGUGGUGAAUGGCAACGUUCACAUCCUGCCCGGGGUGCCUCGGCUGUUUGAAUCGUUACUGGAUGGACUGAAGCCCCGCAUCCUGCCCAGGUUGACGGAUCCAGAGGGCAAAGGUGUACUGCGCAUUCUCAUCUCGACGCCAAUGGCGGAGAGCGCCGUUGCCGGCUAUUUGACAGAGCUGGCGGCCAAGGCUGAGCCCAAGGGAGUCAAGAUUGGUAGCUAUCCACGAUGGGGCAAGGAUCACAAUACUGUGACGCUUGUUGGCCGCGAUCGUGAAUAUAUGGAGAGUCUUGUGCCUGAAGUGGUAAAGGCUGUUCAGGGGAAGCGCGUAUAUGUAGAAGGCGAGGAUGACAGUAAUACGUCUGACAAGGAGUCGUAG
Molecule: messenger RNA, 852 nt
Organism: Pyrenophora tritici-repentis Pt-1C-BFP
Lineage: Eukaryota; Fungi; Ascomycota; Dothideomycetes; Pleosporales; Pleosporaceae
Source: RefSeq, a predicted model, not a curated record